Messenger RNA from Eruca vesicaria subsp. sativa (arugula), 1284 nucleotides. The record is from the annotation of a GenBank genome assembly. Lineage: Eukaryota; Viridiplantae; Streptophyta; Magnoliopsida; Brassicales; Brassicaceae.
GAUGUUUUGAUCUUUCUUGGAUUCCAUGUGAUCCCGCCAACACAAAACUCUUUUCUCGGUCGUUUCGCCAGAUCAUUUGGACAUCAGAAGCGUCGUAGAUAUUUAUGAAGAAGGGAGGAGAUUGAUGAUGCUUUGUGGUUCUUUGCGAGAUCGAAUACAGCCUUGGCUUCGCGACUAUGUUAAACUCCAAUCUCUCGCCGUCAUCCUCAUCUACGCUCAGAUUGGUUGCGCUCUGAUUGGAUCACUAGGAGCCUUAUACAAUGGAGUCUUACUAAUAAACUUGGUGAUUGCGUUGUUUGCGCUAGUGGCAAUCGAAAGCAAUAGCCAAAGCCUUGGCCGCACCUACGCUGUUCUCCUCUUCUGUGCUCUUCUUCUCGAUAUCUCAUGGUUCAUCCUCUUCACCCAAGAGAUUUGGAGCAUCUCAGCUGAGACGUAUGGGACUUUCUUUAUAUUCUCAGUGAAGCUAACUAUGGCUAUGGAGAUGAUUGGUUUCUUUGUCAGGCUCUCUUCUUCUCUCUUGUGGUUUCAGAUUUAUAGGCUUGGUGCUUCUAUUGUAGACACUUCGCUUCCCCGUGAAACGGAUUCGGAUUUGCGGAACAGCUUCUUGAAUCCGCCCACUCCUGCUAUAGACAGGCAGUGUUCAGGUGCUGCUGAAGAAAUCUUGGGUGGUUCUAUCUACGACCCUGCCUACUACACCUCUCUUUUUGAAGAGGUCCAAUCCAAUAUGAGUUCACCCAUCGCAGCACAGGUGAAUCAUUAUUCAGCUGAGAACAAUGGAUCACCAUCUGCAGAAGAAGCCUCUCAGAUUAAGUCCCCCACAUCCAGAUCAUUGCAUGCAAUUGAUGAAGAGAAAGGUUUGAAGCAACUGCCGGGGAAGUCUUCAUUAUGAGCGAAACCUCCAUUCAAGGAAGGUGGUGCUAUCUUAGCAUAUCUAAACAAAGAAGUGUCUGCUUUGCAUUAGCUGAGGUUUAGGAUUUGAAGCAGAUGCGCAAGUAGUAUCCCGUAAGUGAGAGAAUCAUGAAAUAGUCUCCAUGUUCGUACAAAGGACAAGAAGAUUAUAUACCCACCAUGCCUGCCAGAAGAUGAGAUUCUAUAUGUUGACAACAAGUAAGCACCGUUUUUUAUGCUUUUUCGGUUAUUUAUUUUGUAUGAAAACAUUUAUUUAUUUGGGGAUUAUGUGGUUAGAAUAGAGUCAGAAUCUACUCCGGGUUUAUCUUCUUUGUGUGUAAAUGGAGAUACUUUUUUGUUUUGUUUUCAAUGGAGAUAGUAUAAAGAUUCGGGGCG